Messenger RNA from Camelina sativa (false flax), 456 nucleotides. NCBI's taxonomy places the organism in Eukaryota, Viridiplantae, Streptophyta, Magnoliopsida, Brassicales, Brassicaceae. The record is from RefSeq and is a predicted model, not a curated record.
AUGAAUCAAAGCAUCCAUCGGUGUUUCAGGAACUUUAUCGAUUCAGCUAGAGGCUUCUGCAAAAACAGAGCUAGCUGCAGAUUCGUCCAUAGUGAUGGAGGAGCCGAUUUGGUUGGCUCUCCAAGCAGAAUCGAGCUUCUUAGGUCUAAUUUGAUUCCUCCUAGACUUUCUCAUCACUUCAUGACUCGCUCUGCCGACGGUAGGUUCAGGGAGGAAGAUGUGUCCAAUUACUUCAGUACUUUUGGAACAGUUCAAGAUGUGAGGAUACCAUAUCAGCAAAAGAGGAUGUUUGGAUUUGUGACAUUUGUUUAUCCUGAGACUGUUAAGAGCAUUCUCGCCAAAGGAAACCCACACUUUGUGUGUGAUUCAAGAGUUCUUGUUAAGCCUUACAAGGAGAAAGGCAAAGUCUCUGAAAAAUGCAGAACUAACCAAACAACGGAACGAGAAUUGUUCUGA